CUGGAGUGAGUAACUGCAAGAGUAAUGUCCAAAACAUAGGUCAACCAAACCAAUGGUUCAGAUUCCAGACGAGGAGCAUAUCCAAGGGAAAAGAUAAAAGGAUAAGAUAAUAUCAGUAAAUAUGGGAAGGCAGUAAUUUUUUUUUUUUUUUUUUUUUUUGCUGUCAUAUUCUUCUUGCAUUUUCUUGUCCUUGUGCAAUGACACACCAUUUAUGGCACCCCCACGUUCUUGUUCUCUUCUGCUUUAAAUAUCACCACCACACCACUCCCCCCUUCACAUUCACUGUAUUCUCCAUUGAAAAGAGGGAACCUUUAUCUCCCCAUUCUGAAACUCAAAAAAAAAAUAAGAGAUUGAUUAGAUUAAUGAUGAGGAAGUUGGGCAUAACUUUACUCAUAAUCCUUGUCAUCCACCAAAACUGCUUUCAUUUCAGAGUGAAAGCAAGUAGUGAUGGGUUCAUCAGAACCAGAGGAAUCCAGUUCUCUCUCAAUGGCUACCCUUUCUAUGCCAAUGGCUUCAAUGCCUAUUGGCUGAUGUACAUGGCUUCUGACCCUUCUCAGAGGCACAGAGUCUCUGAUGCCUUUAGAGAAGCCUCCAGCCAUGGCCUCACUCUUGCAAGAACUUGGGCUUUCAGUGAUGGUGGCUACAAACCUCUCCAGUAUGCUCCUGGCUCUUACAAUGAAGACAUGUUCAAGGGAUUGGAUUUUGUGAUAGCUGAGGCAAAGAAGUAUGGGAUGAAGGUGAUUUUAAGCUUGGCUAAUAAUUAUGACAGCUUUGGAGGGAAGAAGCAGUAUGUGGAGUGGGCUAGAAAGCAGGGGCAGCCCUUGUCAUCUGAAGAUGAUUUCUUUAGAAACUCUCUUGUGAAGGCCUACUACAAAAACCAUAUAAAGGUAACAUCACUGUUCACUGGAAGAAAAAAAAACCAAUUUUGCUCCUACUUCCCAAAAAGUGGACUGAGACAACAUUGAGUCCACGGUCAUAAAGUUUUUUUUUUUGAAAUCAUCCCAAAUCGAUUCAAUAUGAAUGAAUCAAUCUAGUACUCCAUAAUAAAUAUGGGAUAACCCC
Messenger RNA from Cuscuta campestris, 1062 nucleotides. The record is from the annotation of a GenBank genome assembly. NCBI's taxonomy places the organism in Eukaryota, Viridiplantae, Streptophyta, Magnoliopsida, Solanales, Convolvulaceae.